AUGGUUGACGGCGGAAGAACUGCAGUCUCGACUGCCGAACGACAUCUAGUACACAGCCAUGCUCACGAAGGAUCUAUUCCGGGGACUGUGAAUGUCCAAGUAGUCGAGGGUGAUGAUACGGCAUUGGGUCAAGCGUUGUUCCCAGUACCUCCGCAAGAUCCCAACCACUGUCUUAAUUGGCCUGCAUGGAAAAAGCAAAUCAUUCUCUUCAUUUGCUGCGCAUACUCGUUCCUUGGGAAUGCCUUCCUGGUGGGACCAUCGCCAUACAUCACCCUGUACUCGGAGCUAUUUGACGUAACUCCAGCUCAGGCGUCGGGAUUGAUCUCUUAUCCAAAUCUUGCAUUCGGUUUUGGAUCCCUCAUUCUUGUGCCGUUGUAUCUCAAGUUUGGUCGAAGACCGGUCAUGCUAGGAUCGAUGCUGUUUUUCGUUGUUGGGAUCAUUGGCGCUUCGCAAGCAAAUGAUUUCACGGGCCUCAUGGUCGCCAGAGUCUUUGCAUCCUUUGGCUCGGGUAUUUGCGAGGCAAUUCCUGUCCAGCUGGUUAACGAUAUUUUCUUUCUGCACGAACGAGGCAGGCAAAUUGCUUUAUACUCAUUCGCCAUCUGCCUCGGCGCUGUAGCCCCCGUCGCGAGUUCCCAUCUCCUCAUUGAGCCCUACUCUUGGAGGCUCUUCUUUUACGUCAUCCUCGCUUUUGCGUCUGCACUGCUGGUAUUGGCAUUCCUCUUUGUCGAAGAGACUUCCUAUGACCGCUCAGCGCACCAGGCGACAGUGCCAGCACCAAGUGGCGCGUAUCACUCUGAAAGUGGAGAGAAAGCUUCGCAAGAUAAUCUGGAGCACACAUUAGAGCCAAUUCCGAUGCGGACUCCAUUCAUGCAAACUCUUAGCUUGAAGGGGAGAUAUGAUCCAGAAGUACGGUUUUUCAUGACCAUGGUGACAUCUUUCACCUACUUCCUUGUGCCACAGGUGCUUUGGGUCAUCACUUCUUUCGGAAUUUAUAUCGGCCUAGGCGCAUUUGUUUUCAAUUAUACCGCGCCAAUCAAGCUGACAGGACCUCCGUACAACUGGUCAGAGGAAAGCUCCGGUCUUAUUGCACUGGCAACGUUGAUUGGCUUUGUAUUAGCAGUACCAUUUGCGCCGUCUUCUGACCUCCUAGCUGCGAGACUGACCCGACGUAACAACGGUAUACGCGAAGCCGAAAUGAGACUCCCUGUCAUGUUACCAGCAAUGGUAAUCGCUCCUUUAGGCCUUGUUCUCUAUGGCCUAACGUGCCAAUUCAAUCUGCAUUACAUCGGGUACUUUUUCGGGGCGGCAAUGACCCAAUGGUCCGCAUACUUUUUCUUCUCUUUCGCUCUUGCGUAUGCUGUCGACUCGUACAACACGGAUACAGCACAGAUGCUUAUCGCGAUGAAUAUUGGGAAACAGGCUAUCAGCUUUGGACUCUCGGUGAACGUGCUCGAUUGGGUGUUGGAGACGGGCUACGCGGUCGUCAUCUCGGGUAUCUUUGCAGCUGUUCUGGUCGCGAACAAUCUUGUCUUGGUUGUGUUCUUAAUAUGGGGCAAGAAGAUCCGGCAAAUUAUGGCAGGCUCCUGGCUGGCGAAGCUGCACGGUCGGAAUGUACAAAACGAACGUCAGGUGGUCUAG
Molecule: messenger RNA, 1638 nt
Organism: Pestalotiopsis fici W106-1
Lineage: Eukaryota; Fungi; Ascomycota; Sordariomycetes; Amphisphaeriales; Sporocadaceae
Exons: 9
Coding region: 1-1638 (545 amino acids)
Biological process (GO): transmembrane transport
Molecular function (GO): transmembrane transporter activity
Source: RefSeq, a predicted model, not a curated record